Messenger RNA from Galendromus occidentalis (western predatory mite), 913 nucleotides. Its product is annotated as calmodulin-binding receptor-like cytoplasmic kinase 3. NCBI's taxonomy places the organism in Eukaryota, Metazoa, Arthropoda, Arachnida, Mesostigmata, Phytoseiidae. The coding region runs from base 146 to 913 and encodes 255 amino acids. The record is from RefSeq and is a predicted model, not a curated record. Gene Ontology annotation, molecular function: ATP binding; protein serine/threonine kinase activity. Gene Ontology annotation, biological process: peptidyl-serine phosphorylation; regulation of autophagy; protein autophosphorylation. The transcript has a single exon. Gene Ontology annotation, cellular component: cytoplasm; phagophore assembly site; autophagosome.
CUGCGUGUCAGCCACAUUUGUGCAAGAAUCUUCGAGCCUGCGGUGGAAAGAGAACGCUGAUCGAUGAUCCGAGGAAUAUUUCCCAAAACCAGCGAAAUCUACGUCCAGACCGAUCCGCGCGCGGCGUGUGGUUUCCUCUUCGGUGAUGCGCGGUAUCGUGGCAGUCUUCGCGAACAUGAGUUUAGCGAUAGAUGAGAGCUCCAUUCUCGGGCAGGGCUUCUACGGACGUGUCUACCACGGCGCGCUCGACUCAGAAUGCGUAGCUGCCAAAAAAGCUCUGAAUGGUGCUUCCGUCACCGAAGAGUCCCGUCUCUUGGAGCUUUGUGAUCACCGGAAUGUUGUGAAGUACAGAGGACUUCUCGAAACAGGACACCACAACGAGUAUUUCCUGGUCAUGGAGCUGGCCCAAGGUGGAACCCUGAAAGAUCAUCUGGGCGCAAAUCUCUUCUCCUUCAACGAGAAGCGACUGCUCUUACAGCAAAUAUGCUCCGGUCUCGAGCACAUUCACUCCAGGAACAUCUUGCACCGAGACAUCAAGGCGGAGAACCUACUCUUCAGGGACCUUCAUCGCCGGCACGUCUUGAUUGCGGAUUUCGGUGGUGCUGAAAUGUAUCAAGAGAAUGUCCGCAAGAUCAAUACUCACGAUGUUGUCCAGGAUCAUGAAUAUACAUUCAAAAGUGACGUUUUCCUCUUGGGACUUGUGACCUACCAAACUUUCGAAGACCUGCAACAUGUGGACAGGCUCACUCUUGCCGGACGAGUUCUGAGGCGACAUCGGAAGACACCUAUUGCCGACCCGGGAAUAUAUACGGCCAGAAUAUGGCGAACGAUCAUUCAAUCCCUCGACUGGAGAUCCGAGAGACGCCCUACAGCGAGUGAAUUCAAUGAGGCGUUCGCGGAUGCAGCCGCUUGA